CUUCAUGAACAGAAUUUGGAAGUGCCUCUCAGCCUGAAUCAAAGUAUUAUGGAGCAGCUGCAGUCUCCCAGCAACAUGAGUGAAGCGUCUCAUAGAAAUCUCCUACAUGACAGCCUGGCUCAGCUGGCAUGUCACUUUACGUGGAAGCUGGUUAUAGAAGACAUAGACAUACCUGAUUUGGAAAGCAGGAUCUUGCAGAGUAACUUCCUUAACACCAGCUUCAAUGUGGGAAUGCACAACCUCAUGGCCUACGUGAAACACCUGACAGGCCAGCAUGAAAAAGCCCUGCAGAGCUUGAACAAAGCCAAAGACUUAAUCCAGAGACAGCAUGCCAACCGGAGGGACAAGAGAAGCCUGGUGACCUGGGGCAACUAUGCCUGGGUGCAUUUCCACAUGGGUAGGUUAGAUGAAGCCCAGAUCUACCUGGACAAGGUGGAAAACACUUGCAGGGAGCUUGCAAGCCCCUUCCGCUUUAGGAUAGAUGGUCCUGAGAUGGACUUUGAGGAAGGACGGGCCUUGCUGAAGUGUGGAAGAUGGAAUUAUAAGCGAGCCAUGGCCUGCUUUGCAAAGGCCUUGCAAACCGAGCCUGAAAACCCUGAAUUCAGCACUGGCUACGCCAUCGCAGCCUAUCACCAAGACUAUGAUUUUAAUAAUGUGAUUUCUCUCCAACCCUUAAGGAAGGCCGUCAGGUUAAAUCCAGAAGAUGCUUAUAUUAAAGUUCUCCUUGCUCUAAAACUUCAGGAUGUAGGAGAAGAAGCUGAAGCAGAAACGUACAUUGUAGAAGCUCUUACCAGCGCAUCCUCCCAGCCCUAUGUCUUUCGCUAUGCAGCCAAAUUUUACCGAAGGAAAGGCUUUGUGGACAGAGCGAUUCAACUCUUAGAAACGGCCUUGAAGGAAACACCUUCCUCUGCCUUCCUGCAUCACCAAAUUGGGCUUUGCUACAAGGCACAAAUGAUCCAAAUAAAGGAAGCUGCAAACAUGCAGCCUAGAGGGCAGGAUAGAGAAAAAGUGGAGGAACUGGUCCAAUCGGCUAUACAUUACUUUCAAAAGACUUUAGAGUUAAGGCCAACAUUUGACAUGGCUUAUGUUAAUCUGGCUGAAAUGUAUAUAGAAAUUGGCCAUUUCCAAAAUGCAGAGAGCAACUUUCACAAAGUGUUAAGCAUGAGAAACCCCGAUGAUCAUGUCCGGCAAGAGAUCCAUUUCCGCUAUGGCCGAUUCCAACAAUUUCACAGGAAAUUAGAAGACGAAGCAAUCACCCAUUAUUUGAAAGGUUUAAAAAUAGAAGUAGCAUCGUAUUCCAAAGAAAGGCUUCUCAAGGCUUUGGAGAAGUUGGCUGUAAGACGUGUUCGCCAGAAUCUACAUGUUGUGGAAAGCACCUGCCUCCUUGGGUUUGUCUACAAAUUGAAAGGGGACAUGGAUGAGGCCCUGCUGUGCUAUGAGAGGGCUCUGAGGCACACUUGUGAAAUAAACCCUGAGUUUUGAAAUACAGAUCACCAUUGGCAUUUUAAAGGUAUCCAUGACUUAAUAGCCUACUAAUCUUUAGUUGUUGCUUUCAAAAAUGAAUAACCUGAUAAAACAAACAACAAAAAACCUGGAUGUGAUGCCUUCUCUGUGCUCUAUCUGUUCCCCAGCUUGUCUUUCUUCUUGGAUCUGUCUCUAUGACAGGAGGCUCCAUUCUUUGGCCAUACAUUCCUGUACUCAUUUACCAUGCCUGACUCCCAUGGUUUGGGGCAACUGUCACUUGCUGGACCAACAAGAUCCAUUUUCCUUAUGACUGUGCCUUUGGAAAGAAUGACUUAAAUCCUCAGUCUGAUGGUGCUCGGAUCAAAGGAAACGUCAAGGAAGGUUUCUUCUUCAUGCAGCCAGAAUCCUUGACCUUUAGCAACAUCUGAGAGCAAAAGAAAUGAGCAAAGAUGAGCAUCAAAAAGGAGAGAAAUUCAGGAGUUUUGCAGUAUUCCUGGGGAGAGUUUCAUUCUCCCAGGCCCCAUGGUAGCUAUGACCUGCUAACCAAUGAGCUCAGCCAUAUAAUCAAUGUCACCUUUUAUAUACAAGUGUAUGACUGUUGACAAUCGUGGUAGAUGUAUGUGGUUCAAAUACAUUGCUUGACAUUUAUUCAUAGCUAAAAAGACUUUCAGUGUAUUUAGGAAACAAAGUAAUAACCUCCUUGUACUCUGCAAACUAAAAAUGGCAUAAAUAACUUCAUGACAUUGCUUAGAUUAUUAAGAGUUGUGUGAUACAAGCUUGCUGUUUUUCCAACCCCGUAGCAUUCAGUAAAAUCUGCUCAGAUCUCAAAAUUAUCAGAGUAUUUUGUUUGUGUUCUUUAAAAAAAAGAUCUGUAUUCUACGUUUGUGUGGAAUACUGCAGAACCAACUUAUGUAACAUUAAGACAGAUGAGGUAAAGGAGGCCCUGAAAAUGCAAACAAUGCGAAGUCUUAAAAAAUACACCGAAUGGUUUUAUUCCUAAUAUAUAUAGAACUAGAAGACUGAGUUAUGGCACUUUGAUUGUGAGAACUGCGAUUAGCCUGGUGGAGACUAGGGUAGGAAUGCACUGGGUCAAGCGAAGCCAUUUCCAAAUUUGUUAAUGCUAAACGAUGAACAGAUUUAUUAAAUUCAAGCAGAGGAACUACUAGCAUGGGAAUGCUGUCCUUUAUAUUUUUUUUAAAAAGGUACA
Molecule: messenger RNA, 2671 nt
Organism: Nannospalax galili (Upper Galilee mountains blind mole rat)
Lineage: Eukaryota; Metazoa; Chordata; Mammalia; Rodentia; Spalacidae
Product: interferon-induced protein with tetratricopeptide repeats 1B-like
Exons: 2
Coding region: 49-1482 (477 amino acids)
Biological process (GO): defense response to virus
Cellular component (GO): cytosol
Molecular function (GO): protein binding; RNA binding
Source: RefSeq, a predicted model, not a curated record